Nematocida homosporus is the source of this 2199-nucleotide messenger RNA. RefSeq lists its product as uncharacterized. The transcript has a single exon. NCBI's taxonomy places the organism in Eukaryota, Fungi, Microsporidia. The coding region runs from base 1 to 2199 and encodes 732 amino acids. The record is from RefSeq and is a predicted model, not a curated record.
AUGAGACUAUCAAUACUUGUUAAAGGAUCUUGGACUUGCUCUCUAGCCAAAAUCUCCUGCAUGAUCAGUCUGUGGAUUGUUUUUGGCCUACCAGUCAGUGCCAGAGAAGUAUCCAAAAACUCUUCCACUCCUGGUGUUAUCAAACUUUACUCCUACAACGAUCUACAUGCUUCGACAAGCACCCCUAGAUCGUUCUUUGAGCAGUUUGAAAAGUCCUUCCUAGAUGGCUUUGCGCCGUUCCAGAAAUACACAACCGCUUUGAAGUAUCUGAGCAACCGAAACAAUGAGAAAAACCGAAUUAAUAUGAUCAUGCCUGAUGACUUCCGCGAAACCAUAACAUCAGCUUUCUACAGCACUGACUACUUCUCCGAUCUGAUGAAGAGCUGGAACGCCAAAACUAAUCUGUACAUAUACGACCAACAAAUCUUGAACUUCUCCACCAUGGUCAAUAUGGCGAACAUUCCGUACUACGCCAAAACCCAAGGCCUGUUCCUGCCAAUCGAAGACAUCCAUGAAAUCCUAUCGCUGUACGAAGUCUUCGCCAUGAAUGAGACCGAGCGCAUUCCGGUUUCCCAGAAAAACGCACUCAAGCUUGAUAUGACCAAACGGGCCUGCUUCAAAGAAAACCUCCGCCUGCUCAUUCAAAACAGCAAGGUCGCCAGAAAGACGUACAAAACGAUCCUUCGAGGCAUCCGCCGGGAUGGCCGACACACUCUUCUCACUGAAAUCCCUCGCAAAGCGCAGAACACCGAAGAAUGGGCCACCUGGGCACUUUCAAGAGAGUCCAACCGAGAUGUUUUCUGGUAUCUCAUAGCCGCCUUCUGCAACGACAAGAAGGAUUAUAUUGACAAGACAUCAGCCAUUACCUUUGCCGAAGAAAGCUUCCUUUUGGGCAAAAAGGCCAUCUGGCUUCGUUUCGGAUCGCCGCAACAGAAAAGUGCCGCAGGCGUUGAUCUUUCUACCUACCUCCUCUACCAAAACCCGCUCUAUGUUAAGCAGCUAGAAGUCUCCAUUGAGGAAACCCAUCGUGUCGGUGAAAUGUACUUCGGCUCGGUAAUAGAACUCUUCCCGGCCGUUGAGAUCAUCUCAAUUCGAACGCUUGGCAACAACUGCUUCAUCAAGGGCAACCUCGCUCUCGUUAACAUUAUCUUAGACUUUGAACAGAAGAGAAAGGAGAGUGGCAUGGCUCCAGUGCUGCGCGGUCUAAUUAUCAACGACUACUACUCAUUGAACAACUUUGCCAAGUCUCAAUUUAUGGGCCUUUCCAUGACAACCGCGGGCUACUACGAAGAAUUGCAAAGACGUAAAUGCUGUUUCCAGGCCAACCACACCUGUAUGUUCCCACUGGAGAACCGCGAUCCAAACUUCCUUGGCAAGUACUCUAUCCCAAUUGCUCAGGCCAAAAACACCACCCGACUAGUUUCACCAUACAAAACAUUCUUCUUUGACCACACAGUAUCUCAACUCCCCAACCUCCGUGAAAUUGUUAUCUCUAUUUCUGACACCGAAAUGCCACAGGACCUCAAAGAGUCUGAACUACCCACCUAUGUCCGAUCGUUAUCCGGUAUCACGACUGUCCGUUUAGUAGGUAUGAGUCCCACCUACAGCGGCUCCUACCUCGAUAUGCUCAAAAAGACGCUAAAGAUCAAAACACUCGCCGAACUGGACGUCUCCGGUGUCCACAUCCGCACACACGAUCUUCUUCUUGCCAUCCAAGACCCCAACAACUACGCCAGACAGACACUCAAGGCCUUUACUUUCAACUACAACGAAUCAGAAUCUGAAGCAGCCUAUCGCGAACAAAUUUCAGCCGGAGUCCCUUCCCUCUUUAACAAGCUCCUUGAAUCCCUCCCACGUCUCGCCUCUCUCAGAGUCCAAAUUAACCCAACUACUCCCGCUAUCUAUAACAUUGUGCGAGAUCUAAAGUACCUACUGAGGUGUAACACCAAAUACUCACUCAACCAACUCAAAGAUAUAAUCCGGCUAGAUUUUCUUGUCCCACUAUCGGUCGCUACCAAAGCCAACUGCAAAACCAUUACCUCCACUGUUCUAUCUGAUCUUCACCUGCCCAUUUACGAAACCUUCACCUCAAUCACCCAAUGUCCUAAUAAUGCCACCAGCGCCAAUCUCAAAUCUAUGACCAUAGACGAAUUCGUCGUCGACCUGACCGAUAUUAUCCAAAAGAGCAUUUGCUUCUAA